Patella vulgata (common limpet) is the source of this 1195-nucleotide messenger RNA. Its product is annotated as tRNA (cytosine(38)-C(5))-methyltransferase. The transcript has a single exon. The record is from RefSeq and is a predicted model, not a curated record. NCBI's taxonomy places the organism in Eukaryota, Metazoa, Mollusca, Gastropoda, Patellidae. Gene Ontology annotation, molecular function: methyltransferase activity. Bases 6 to 1193 code for a protein of 395 amino acids.
CCAAUAUGGCAGCCCCCAUCGAACUUCACGAGUUUCGUGUUUUGGAAUUAUAUAGUGGAAUUGGUGGCAUGCAUUAUGCCUUAAAACAAAGUGGAGUGAAUUUUAAGGUUGUAACUGCAAUAGACAUCAAUACCACUGCUAAUGAAAUUUAUCGACAUAAUAUUCAAAGGGUAGAAUUGAAGUCAGUUGGUAUUGAGAAAAUAACGCUCCAACAAUUCGAGAAGUGGAAUAUUGACAUAAUUUUAAUGAGCCCACCUUGUCAACCCUUCACAAGAAUUGGUAAUAAGAAAGAUGUCUGUGAUAUUAGAACUCAGUCAUUUCUUCAUGUAUUAGAUCUCAUUGACAAAGCUACAAAUAAACCGCAAAAUAUACUAGUUGAAAAUGUAAAGGGAUUUGAACUAAGUGAAGCAAGACAGUGUUUGAUCAACACAUUGCAAGCAAAUAGCUACUAUUUUCAGGAGUUUCUGUUAACACCUUUGCAGUUUGGGAUCCCAAACUGUCGUUUAAGAUAUUACUUAAUUGCAAAGUCAAAAUGUUUUAAUUUUGAAGUUACGGACAUGCCAAUUACAGAGAUUCCAAAUUGUCCAGACGACUGGUUAGCAUACAACCAUGAAAAUGAAAAGGAUCUUCGAACAAAUAUCUCAGUGGAAUGUGAAUCAAAAUGGCAACCUUUAGAGAACUGUGAACAAAACAUUCAUCAAGAAGAACUUGAAGAUCAUGUCAUCUCUGAUAAAUGUCUUAAAUUAGUACAUUUUCUAGAAAAAAAGAGUACCGACUAUUUUCAAGAUUAUUUAGUUGAGGAAAAGAACUUAAAGUGGUUUAUUAUAAUGGACAUUGUUCACCCAGGUCUUAAAAAAACAAUGUGUUUUACGAAAAGAUAUGGACAUUAUAUUAAUGGAGCAGGGCCUAUUAUACAAAUGUCUAAUAAUGUAUUAGAGUUUAAGGAUGCAUGUGAAUUAAAGAGCAAAACUGUUUCCAAGAAUUCACGGGAGUUUUGGCAGGAUGAGGAGAUGGAAAUCAUCAGAAGACUAAAACUCAGAUACUUUACUCCAAGAGAAGUUGCAAAUCUCUUGUGCUUUCCAAAUGACUUUGAUUUUCCAUCAAAUCUUAAUCGUAUUCAACUUUACCGAUGUUUAGGCAAUAGUUUGAAUGUUUAUGUUGUGUCUUUACUUAUAAAACUAAUGUUAAUGUGAUA